CUAAAGAGUAGACGAAGUCACACGCCGCAGCCAUGAAGGUGGGGUGCGUGUUCCUGCUCCUGUGUUUUCUUAGCUCCACCACUGCCACCUGGCUCUUCCCGGGCCAGAACCGCCCAUCACAGCCUACCGAAGUCGAUAACACCCCAGCUAGCAGCAUUCAUGACGCGCUGAUACGAAAUGAAAGGUUUGACGUCGACAGCAGCAGAUUGAUCUCGGCGUACGGACCGAGAAACUAUGACGCCAGCGGUCUCCAUCUCCCUGGCACGAUAGAGGGCAGUAGAGGCAUCGAUGACCACCUUUUCCUAGUGAAUAACCGACGUCGCUAUGGUUUCAAAAUACCAAGGAGUCUUGAUACCCCGAUCUACGGCCUCCGAGCUCCCCCGAUUUCCUCUCCGAUUGCUACCGCCAGCAGUUCAGCCUACGAGAAGAACUACAACCGGCCUCUACCAUCACCGAGCUUGAACACGCCCACCACAACGCUGGCCCAGCUCAAUCGCGUGCACGGCUAUCACGCACCUUCCCAGUACAUCCAAAUUCAACCUGAGCACUCUCCUAACUACGAGUAUGAGGCGGCCCAGUCCAUUUACUCACCUCAUUCAUUCCGACCGAGCCCACACAUGCAGUCGGACAGUGCUUUUAAACCCAGUACAUAUUUCAUCCAAGAAUACGGGUCACCUAACGCCUACCCUACUGCCGCUCCGAUCUACAAGGAGUCUACGAUUCCUCCGUACAAGCACAGGAAAAUAACGACAACCUAUAAACCAUUCACUUACCCGACUGUUGAGUCCUAUAAAGUGACAACUCAAAAGCCCUAUAAACCUGCGCCAGUUCCACAGUAUAAACCCCCGACAUAUUCCACUUAUAAGAGAGCUACACCACGGCCCUUCAAAGUUGUCACACCUGCGGUUUACAGCUACAAUACACCCGCGCCAACGAAAUACAAGAGUUACAGUGCCACGCCGUCAAAAGAUUACUUAAAGACUGUUACUACAGAAUUACCUUACAAAAACAAGGGAAAGAGCUACAACUACCACUACGGUGUUGGUUCCGUCUAUCAUGGCACUAAUUACAGACACCAGGAACGCAGUGAUGGUGACACUGUUCAUGGAGAGUAUCGUGUUCAGCUCCCUGAUGGACGUGUUCAAGUGGUAAAAUACACAGCAGAUCACAAGAAUGGCUUUGUGCCCAUAAUUACAUAUGAAGGACCACAAACAGCCCAGGCAGCAAAUAUUCAUUUUCAACCACCUAAGCCAACUAAGAUCUGGUAAAGGACACCAAUGCAUAUUAAUGAAUCUUUUGUAUUUAUGUAUUUGUAUAUAUCAGGAUCACUAUAGAGCUGAAUCUCAGUUUUGAUAUAAAACUGUAAUAGUAACACCUUGAUUAUCUCAUAAUAUUCUUUAUAUUCUUUUAGAUUUUGCAGUAUGUCAGAAUGUGUCAAAUGCAGUUUUACAUCUAUCACUGUCAUUCUUUUCCUAUAAAAGCCUGUUAUUUAUAUAGAUAAGCAUUACUUUUUGUUGUUUAGAAUUAAUGUACAUAUUUUCUCGUGUUCUCUAAAAUAUAAGGUGUAUAUAAUUGUUGAAUUUGUUCUUAUAUUCAUAUUUAUGCAUUCACAUUUUUAACUUUUAACUUGCAAACUUUAAAAGAUUUUUAAAAAUAGGAAUAUUGUAAAUUAAAUGAAAUAUCUCAUUGCUUGUAUACCUGAUAUUCAUAUUUUACUGUAUUGUAUUGUCUCAUGGUUUUUGUCAAUUUAUUUCCAUGAUCAGUGUCAAAAAAACAAAGAAUUCCUUUUGAUCAAAUGAGCACAGUUUUGAAAUGCUAUAUGCCUCUUGACAGCAAUGUUAUCAUGUGCCACUUAUAAACCAAUAACAUUGCCUGUGCUUCUUAAUAAUUUAUAAAUAAUCACCUUUAAAAAGACUUGGGUUCUUAACAAUAUAACCAUGACUACAUUUAUGCAAGGCAGGCAUUUUGCAAUUAACAGACUGAAAAGCUCUUUACUGUAGGGUUUCGUAAACAGAAUUCUAAUAUUUAUUUUCAACAGGAGCACAAAUAGGGGCAUGGCCAUUAAUUUCCCAUAGUUUUACACAACUGAUGUAUUAAAUUAUUACAUAAAAACUGUGUUACAUGGUAAAUAAAAAACAAAUUAUA
Penaeus monodon (black tiger shrimp) is the source of this 2145-nucleotide messenger RNA. RefSeq lists its product as uncharacterized. Gene Ontology annotation, cellular component: extracellular matrix. Bases 33 to 1268 code for a protein of 411 amino acids. The transcript has 4 exons. Lineage: Eukaryota; Metazoa; Arthropoda; Malacostraca; Decapoda; Penaeidae. The record is from RefSeq and is a predicted model, not a curated record.